UCGGGGACUCUUCUGCGUGCUUGCGGGACACGUUUGAACAUCAUGAACUCUUCGUGUUUCUUCGUGCCUGUUGCUUUCCUUCUGCUGCUGAGCCCUUGCUCUAUUGCCACAGUUUCGACAAGAAGGUGUCAUUCCAUUUACAAGGGCUUUGCUCGGUGUCUUAUGGCUCUGGGUGACAGUCUGACGGACACCGCACGCAAGGAUGAAGAUACACAUGAGAUACACUCAAUCUGCAGGUCAUGGGAUGAGUUUCAUGCCUGCGCCAACUUGGCAAUGGCCGGCUGUCCGGAGGAAGCAGCGACUGUCUGGGAGUCCCUGCGCCAAGAAUCCAAGAAGAUGCAGUUUUCAGGAAACCUCUACGACAUGUGCUCGGACCGCGACAGUCACACAUUAACAACAGCGUCCGCGCGUGGCUCCCGCAUCCAAGGAGAGCUCAACCAAGAUGCUCUGAGAGCACGAGUCAGUCGUUUGUCUGACUCCAACUACCUUGUCAUACUUCUGUCUUCUCUGCUGUUGCUGUUUUGAACAGAAUCGUCUCAACACAAUGGGACUCAUGUAAAUACAGUAUGAACUUUGUACAAUUUCGCCUCCAACCUUUCUCACCGCCCGCCUUUUCCAAAACACCAAAAGAGAGGAACGCAUGCUUUCUUGCUGAAUUUCAUCGAUCCUAUUUUUUAAAGAUUCAACUGUGAGCUUCAAUUGUGGAGUUGAAAAAAAAAAAAAAAAGCAGCCACUACAAUAGUCUUUAAACUGAAAAUCAUUUGUCUUAUAAGGUUUGUCAAAACGACCCGUAUCCAAUGCCCUAUUCAAGUAAAUCAAAAACAUUGGAUGUCAAGACUUUUGCUUUUAUAUUGCAGGCUUUUACAUGAACAUUUUUCAAGACUAACUGCAAGCAUUUUCACUGCGUAUAGAGUGUACAGCUUAUCUUGACUUCAAGGUGCAUGUUUCAGUAUUAAGUACAAAAAGCAUGAUACCUUCAUUACACCGCAAGGUUUUCUCCUUCAUACACAGCCCUUAUCAUCUACAGACGAGGUGGAGAUGAGUGUUCCACUACAGCCACAAAUUGUCACUGUUCUCCAGAGACUCCAUGCUUGAUAAGUCAGACCCAUUUACGAGCCAUCGCAUGAAAGUACUGGAUUGAUCGCAUCAGAUCCGUCUGGAAUUUAAAGCGGUCACACACAUUUGAUCUCACUCAAAAAUACAUGCAGUCAACUGAUGUUAUGAUGCUCUAUCAACUUAUUGUGACUAAAAGUGUUGAUUUAAAGCUAGAGGUAAUUUGUUCUCUAUGUACUAUGUUGCUUACUCUCUUCUGUAAAUACAAAUUCUCUUUAAAAAUUAUUUUAAAAGUCUUUAUGAGAUUUAUAGGUGGUGUACUGGUACAUUGGUCUGACUUCGUUGAAGGCAGGGUAGGUUCAGUUCUCACUGAGUGAAUGUGGGUGCAAAAGGUUGUUUAUAUGUGGCUUGUGACUAACUAGCAGUAGCCUAUCCCGGUUGUGUUGAGAGGUGCGCUACACUAUGGACUGCACACUUGUCGAUCAUAGGGCACACAUACUUGGCUGAUUUAAAUUGAUUGAUCCUAACAGGUAAUGUGGGAGAAAGUCCGACUACCUCGAGAAAAUCCAAACAAGUGCGAAGAGAUCAUAUCAACUCGACGCAGCAAGGCCAGAGUUGGGAUUUGAACCUAGGCAGCAUUGCUAAUCACUAUUUCACUGUCCCACCCACACAGUAUGAGCAUAUUUAAUAACUAAGAAAGUGAACACAAAAGUUAAAUCCAGUGCUGGACUGAAUCAUUUCCCUUUCUUGGACUAAUUUGCAAAGAACAUUUAUGCAUACCUUGUUUAAACAAGGAGAUUUAGGUGAACAACUAUUGAUUAUUUGCUAGGAUGACACAACAGUUUUCUAUAAAAUAGUUAUAACAUACUACAACUUUUAGAGCUCAAGUCACUGUGAAGUGAGAGUGUGCUUGAGCUGUUUUUAUUUAAUUGGGUUUUACCCAGGUCUGGGGUACUCCAGGGAUCCUCUUUGGCAUCCUGCACAGAAGCCUUACAUUAUGGGACCAAUGUGUGCUUCUGACAGCACUGCAGCCGAUCAUAAGCCAAGUGUAUUUCAUGCUCCGGGAAGUGUAGUUGGUGCCUACAGGCCUGCUGAAAUGUUUGUUAUUCUAAAUGGCUGCCGGGAACAGUUGCUCCUGUC
Messenger RNA from Syngnathus typhle (broad-nosed pipefish), 2193 nucleotides. It is a transcript of the gene nrn1la, whose product is annotated as neuritin 1-like a. The transcript is spliced from 3 exons. Bases 43 to 525 code for a protein of 160 amino acids. The record is from RefSeq and is a predicted model, not a curated record. NCBI's taxonomy places the organism in Eukaryota, Metazoa, Chordata, Actinopteri, Syngnathiformes, Syngnathidae. Gene Ontology annotation, biological process: neuron projection extension; nervous system development. Gene Ontology annotation, cellular component: plasma membrane.